Messenger RNA from Callorhinchus milii (elephant shark), 3415 nucleotides. RefSeq names its product microsomal triglyceride transfer protein-like. Gene Ontology annotation, molecular function: lipid binding. Gene Ontology annotation, biological process: lipoprotein metabolic process; lipid transport. Lineage: Eukaryota; Metazoa; Chordata; Chondrichthyes; Chimaeriformes; Callorhinchidae. The record is from RefSeq and is a predicted model, not a curated record. The coding region runs from base 38 to 2680 and encodes 880 amino acids. Gene Ontology annotation, cellular component: endoplasmic reticulum; basolateral plasma membrane; Golgi apparatus. The transcript is spliced from 18 exons.
CGACUCGAAAGUGAUCAGGAAUGUGAUCCUGGUUGAGAUGCUGAUCCCCUUGUGCUGCUUUGCUGGAGCACAAGAUGUGUCUCCUGCAUUCAAAGCCGGUGCUCUGUUUAAGUAUAAAUACACUGUGGAUUUGUUAUUCGAGACUGCAUCCAAUCCAGGAACGCAGCCUGGAUCAGGGUUCAGGAUUGAUGCUAUCGUUCAGCUUCAUGUCGUUUGGAAAAAUAGUAGCAAUGAGCAAGACCAGCUCAUUCAACUACAAGUGGAAGCAGUGCAACUGUUGAAUGUGUCAGAACGCCAGGAGAGUCAGAACAUCUUCAGGCAGACUCAGGUGGAGGCUUUGUUGGGACCUACAAAUGCAGCAGCCCUAAAGAGGCCUGUAAUCUUUCACUGGAAUUCAGGAAAGAUCGAGGCUCUGUAUGGAUCGGAUGAAGGUCAGAGAUCAAUCCUAAACCUAAAGCGAGGUCUAGUUAGUCUUUUUCAGCUACAGUCGAUUUCUGGAAGCGUCACAGAGACCGAUGUGUCGGGGACCUGUAAAGUUGCUUAUAAAAUGGAUAACGGGCAGGUGAUUAAGAUCAAACAGCUUCAGAGCUGUGAGAGGCAAGCAUUUGGGUUUGCGGCAUCCAAUAAGGUUCUGAGAGUUCACUGGCAACCCACCUGUGCAACUCAUUACUCUGUGGAGGAUGGGAUUAUCAAGUCAGCAGUCACAGAGGAAAAUCAUGUGGUCAGCCUCAAUCUUCAAUCAACAAUUGGUGCCAAGAUCAGUUCAAGACAACAACUUCACUAUUUGACCUCAGAACCGAGAUCGGAGGAAUUUUCCAAAAGGAGCCUUCAAGAGGCAUUGCAGGAUCUUGGAAACUACAUCUCCUUCUCUGUAAGCAGUGAUCCCGAAGAGACAGCUUGUAACGAGUGUCCUUCUGCAGGAGAUUAUUUCAGAAGUUUCAGGAAAACAGUUGACCUCCAGGAUCUUUCGAACGUAUCCACCACCAGGAGCUUUGUGAGACUCGUCCAAUUACUGAGAAAAUCUGAGAAGAUCGAGGUCUUGGAUCUGCUGAAGAAGGCAGUGGUCAAGGAGAUUCCUUUCCUCAUAGACUCAUUAACAGCAGCUCAGACCAAAGCUUGCCUCGCUGCACUCUCCGAAUAUCUAGACUUCACCAAGAAGACCCAGACUUCAAUGCUGGAGAAAUUUUUAUACGCCUCAGCUCUCUCUUCACGCCCAUCGGAGGAGCUGUUACGCACUUUGCUGGACAAGUUUAACGGCAAAAUUGCAAACAGAGAAAUCCGGGAAACCACAGCUUUAGCAAUUGGAGCUGUGAUCGGCAAGAUGUGUCGGGUGGGACUCUGCAAACUACAGGUUGUCAAGGCUGCAAAGCACACGCUUGUGGACGCUUUGAAAUUGACUCAGCAGGAAGCAGACACUAAGAUGUACCUCCUAGCCCUGAAGAACGCUCUUCUUCCAGAAACCAUUCCUCUUCUAUUACGAUAUGCUGACCAGCUCUCUGGGUCCGUGACAGCGAUUGCCGUGGCUGCGCUGCAGAGGUUCCCAAGUGUCUAUAUCACCCCCGAGGUGAAGCAACACAUGAACCGGAUUUUCCACCAGAACAGGAAUGUCUAUGACAUUGCCGUGCGAGCGGCUGCAGCUGACGUCAUCCUGAACAGCGCGCCUUCGGUCAUGGAAGUGAAGAAUCUAUUGCUGUCUACCGGAGAAGUGGAGCCAGAACUGUCUAAGUACCUUCUGGCAAAACUGCAGAAUAUCCUGCGGUCUGACCGUCCGGUGAGGAAAAUAAUCAGCGAAGCUCUGAGAGACCAGGUUGUCUAUAAUUACCACCGACUGUCAAGAACUGGACGUUCAUCUUCCUGUUCAGGAUAUUUAGCAGUUACCAGGGAUAUGAUAUCCUCCUACAGCAUGGAUUUACUCUUUGGAGAAACUGGCGUCUUAAGGAAGAGUAACUCUGAUUUCUUCAUAUUUAGCCAAGGAAGUCACCUUCACGCUACCCAGGUCUCAAUCGAAGCUCAAGGUCUAGACUCAUUUUUGGAAGAAAGCUCGAAGGAAGCAAAAGAUGAUGUGGUACCUAUGGCUGAGAUGUCCGUGAUUCUCUUCGAUGUCCAGCUCCGUCCAGUGGUGUUCUUCCAAGGAUACGAUGACCUUAUGGAGAAAGUGUGGGCAGUGACUGAGGAACCUACUAAUGUGAUAAGCGGAUCCAUUUUACUCAUUGAUCAUCUUCAGGCGAUUCUCCUUCAAUCUGGGCUUCAAGCAAGUGCUGAAUUCCAGGGGGGGCUCGGAAUUGACAUUUCGGGCAACAUCGAGCUCAGUUUUUGGAGCCAAGAAUCCAAAACCCGCAUCAGAAAUAGAGGUUCACUGGUAGUGAAUUCUGUCAUCCAAAUGGAUACAUCCUUCAUUCAAGCCGGAAUCAGCACCAUUUCGGAGGCAGAAGCAGCUUUGGAUUUUGUCACCACCGUCAAGUUUUUAAACAGCCCCAUUUUGAUUUGCCUCCAGCUGAAAAAAGAGCCAUUUGAAUACAGAGAGACCGUCACAGUCUACGAGUCUUUAAAAAAGGGACGAGAUUUUCACUUCAGAAAGGGCCGGACGGUGACCAUUCAGGGCACAGAGGUUCCACUGCAUCGAGCUAACUCCGACAUGUGUAAGGAGCUGCUUCCAGAGCAGCAAGAGACAUCAGACUGAAGUGUUGAGGAUGUCGCCACAACCAGAGGAGACACUUGACUUCAACAGGCCUCAAGUGUAAGAAUUGCCAACUUGACUCACAAUUUCCAAUGAAGGUUUUUUAAUUUGUUACAAGGGCUGUUCCGAUAUGUUAUAGCGGCCAUUCUUGACUAUUGUGGAACAAAGUAAAGAUGCAGCCCACACCCUCUCCUCUCCUCCAGGAAAUAGCUUGCAAUGUUCAACACUGUGGAAACCAAAGCAAACUCUACUGUGAACCUCUGCACCAUUGGAACUUAUUGGCGCUUAUUGAAUUUUGCCUCUACGUUUCCAAAUGACGUUGGGACUUUUUUUUUAGAAAAAGAUUUUACCUUUUACCCACUCUUUUUUUUCUUUCCUUCUUCUUUAUCAGUUCUUGCUUAUUCCUGCACAGCCUUCGUGUUGCAAGGUCAGGUGAAAUGGACUGUAAAUCUGUACCGUGCGUGCGGUAGCAGGUUAAGAAUGGGCAAUUCCAAGGUGAAUUGUUUAAGUAGCUCAUUGACAUGUGAACUGACACCUCAAUCCACAAGGGAAAAAGGGACAUCGGGUGAUUCACUUGUUUGUGAUGAACCAACAAAUUUUGUUUGGUCAGAAUAAACCAACCCUCUCCGUUUCGGGAAACUGUCUAUCGCGGGUGGCCUAGUUAGGUAACCUCUGUCUCUGCGUAUUGGCAACCAGGCUAUUUGGAUUGAGGACCAUUCAUUUUGCUCACGGUAUUAA